ACGGUUUCGGGUUCUGGAAGAUAAAGGGACACGCCUGUAUUUAUUGGUCAAUUCCUGUGACCAACUAAACUUCUUUAGUGGAAAUUUGUCUAUCCAUCUUUCCGAAAGCGCACACUCCAAAGGAUGAAACUUGACGAAAUGAUAAAGAACAGAUCCUGCAACAAACUCACACCUUGAAAUUUUGACAUUUUGUUGUAACCGCUUAUCAACACAAUAGCAAACAUUCUCUUUAACUUUGGCAAUCAAUUCAAACAUCUCAUUUAGUACCGGAAAAUGGCGGGGCAAUCAAGAAAAUGGAUGAUAGUGGUCGCAACGACAUGGGUUCAGGCCUUCACCGGUACCAACUUCGAUUUCUCUUCCUACUCCUCCACUCUGAAAUCGGUUCUUGGGAUAUCUCAGCUGCAGCUCAACUACUUGUCUGUGGCCUCCGACAUGGGGAAGCUUUUUGGUUGGUGCUCCGGAGUUUCCCUCAUGUACCUUCCCCUGUGGCUCGUCAUGUUCAUGGCUGCCUUCAUGGGACUCUUCGGCUAUGGCAUCCAGUGGCUUGUCAUCGAACAAAUCAUUACCUUGCCUUAUUUCUUGGUAUUUCUUUUGUGCUUGUUAGCUGGCUGCAGCAUCUGUUGGUUCAACACAGUAUGCUUUGUCUUAUGCAUUCGGAAUUUCCCAACCAACAGAGCACUUGCAUUAUCCCUCACCACUAGUUACAAUGGUGUAAGUGCAGCACUCUACACCCUGGUUGCCAAUGCAAUAAACCCUGAUAACGACACGCUAUAUCUCUUCUUAAAUGCUUUACUGCCUCUCUUCGCAUCUGGCUUAGCACUCAUCCCAGUCCUCCGUCAACCGCCUUUGCAGCCUCUCUCUGCUGAUGUCACUCGCUAUGAUUCCUUCAUUUUUAUCAUCCUCAACAUAAUAGCUGUUAUCACUGGUUUAUAUCUUCUCUUCAUGAACUCACUAGCAUCUGAGGCAUCAGUAGCACGCAUCCUUCUUGUGGGUGCUACAAUUCUAUUAAUCCUACCUUUGUGUUUUCCUGGUAUUGUUUAUGCCAGGGCCUGGGCACGGCAGAUCAUCCAUAACUUCCAUUUUGACCGCUCAACCUUCAGCUUGGUUGGACCUGAUGACCUUGAGCUCCAUAAAGAUCUCCUUGGAAAUGAUCAUAACAAUGGCUCGAAUGGAAAUUCAUGUUGCCUGAUAGAAAAUGAGGGGAUCUUUGGGAAGGUGAUGGAGAAAGACAGGUUAAGAAUGCUUGGUGAGGAACAUCCAGCCAGGUUGCUGGUGCGUAGGUGGGAUUUCUGGCUAUACUUUAUGGCCUACUUCUGUGGUGGAACAAUAGGCCUAGUUUAUAGUAACAAUCUGGGACAGAUUGCACAGUCACUUGGAUACUAUUCCCAGCUUAACUCACUUGUUACACUCUACUCCGCGUGCUCAUUCUUUGGCCGUUUGCUUUCAGCUGCACCAGAUUUCCUCCGUGACAAGUUGUACUUUGCGAGGACUGGAUGGCUAGCACUUGCUCUGGUGCCCACACCAAUAGCUUUCUUGCUGCUUGCCACAUCAGGUAGUGAGGGAGCACUGCGAGCAGGCACUGGCUUGGUUGGAUUAAGCUCUGGCUUUGUAGUCUCAGCAGCUGUGUCAAUCACCUCUGAGCUAUUUGGACCAAACAGUGCCAGUGUCAACCACAAUAUCCUCAUCACCAACAUCCCUAUUGGAUCACUCCUCUUCGGCCUCCUUGCAGCCUUGAUAUAUGAUUCCAAUGCGCACAGUACAGUGCAGGAAGACUUGCUGGGAGCAACCAUGAUAUGCAUGGGUAGGCAUUGUUACCUUAUCACAUUCAUAUGCUGGGGAUGCAUUUCUUUGUUAGGCCUAGUCUCAAGUUUUGUGCUUUUCCGAAGAACUAGGCCUGCAUAUGACCGCUUCGAAAGGAAUCGAAGUCAGACAUAGAUUUCUUAGAUCAUUAAUAGAAAGCUUUUUGUUAUUAAUCGGAUAAAAUGUCUUUGAUACAAUCCAAAAUUCAAAGAAAACAGAAAAAAAGUGAAAAAAAAAAAAAGAGUAUGAAGUUAGAUUGAACUCACAGAGAUAUGCAUAUUCCCUGUGUCCAGGUACCAUUAGGUACUAGGUUUGACAUAUGUUUUUGAAAUAAGAAUAUGAAGUACAGCUUCCCAAGAAGUCUCCAGAAUUAAGAUCUAUAUGAAAAAUUACGAUCAUCUUCUCACUAUCAGUUUCUUAGUUACGAUGUUCCAAAGACUGAGUGUGGAUUUGUGGCAAUUGCUGCCCUUGAUGCGAAGCAAUGUUUGAGCAAACAGGUACUUCAUUCGGUAUGCAGUUCAGCUAAACCUUCACUGAGACUUGCUUUAAGGAUCCAACUCAAUUAAAGCUUUGACUAAAUAGGUUGAGCAAGAAAGAGCUGUUUUCUUAUUGGAAAAUUUUUUUCAUUUCUUUCUUCAAAUGGUAUCUGGUGAGGAAUGUUGAACCAAACAAACCAGAUGAUUGCAGUGCAUGGUGCUGCCGGUAUCUUUAACCCCAAUCACUGGUGCUGAGCAUUUCAGCCUUAGUCUUCCGAUGCACAUCCAUCAACUUAUAGCUGAUGAUGACAUGCAACAACCUGCAAUUCCUUCUCAACUUUUGCUCAAAAAUUACAACAUGAGAGAUGUUGAUGUAUAAAUUUCAGGUAUUUAU
Messenger RNA from Rubroshorea leprosula, 2670 nucleotides. NCBI's taxonomy places the organism in Eukaryota, Viridiplantae, Streptophyta, Magnoliopsida, Malvales, Dipterocarpaceae. The record is from the annotation of a GenBank genome assembly.